Oppia nitens is the source of this 663-nucleotide messenger RNA. RefSeq lists its product as uncharacterized. The record is from RefSeq and is a predicted model, not a curated record. The transcript has 2 exons. Bases 78 to 611 code for a protein of 177 amino acids. Lineage: Eukaryota; Metazoa; Arthropoda; Arachnida; Sarcoptiformes; Oppiidae.
AACAUUAAACAUUUAACAUUCAUUUAGUAUAGUUUACAAUCAAUUGUUGUAUUAAAUCAAUUUGUAAUACAUUAGAAAUGUUUAACAUUAUAGUGAAAUUAUUUUUAGUGUUUAUCACACUAUGUCUAAGCAUACAAAUUGGUCCAUCGCUUGCAUUAAACACUAAAUCAUUGAUAUUUACAAAUUUGACUCAACUAAACAAAUUGUCUAACAAUCAACUCUAUGGCGAUUUAGAUAUCGAUUGUAAAACAGAUGAAUGUUGCUUAAAAUUAAAGACCGAUAAAGAUUUAGAAAAUUGUUUGACAGAAAUUGCUUCAAAAUAUAUGGAUGUUUUCGAUAAAUAUAAGGAUAGCGUCAAAUUUCAAUGUUGUUUUAUGGGACAGUUUGCUUCAUGUGUCAAAGCUGCUGCCACCAAGAAAUGUACUGAUCCGGCUGACUUCAAAAAAGAGAUUGAUAAAGAAAUAACUGACGCAAACAAUAAUGAUAAACAAUGUAAAGAUAAUAAAAUUGAUAUCAAUUAUGAUGGAAAAUGUUCAGCUAGUGUUACAAUUGUUGCCAGUUUUACAUUUAUUAUAAUACUAUCAUUUAUGUCAAUAUUUUCUACUAAUUAAAUUGUUGUUUAUUAUUUGAAUUUUUUUUUUGGAUAGUAUUUUGUUGUGUAUU